This is a messenger RNA of Corticium candelabrum, 2151 nucleotides long. RefSeq names its product DBH-like monooxygenase protein 1 homolog. Bases 29 to 1957 code for a protein of 642 amino acids. The transcript is spliced from 14 exons. The record is from RefSeq and is a predicted model, not a curated record. Gene Ontology annotation, cellular component: secretory granule membrane. Gene Ontology annotation, biological process: octopamine biosynthetic process; dopamine catabolic process; norepinephrine biosynthetic process. Lineage: Eukaryota; Metazoa; Porifera; Homoscleromorpha; Homosclerophorida; Plakinidae. Gene Ontology annotation, molecular function: copper ion binding; dopamine beta-monooxygenase activity.
AGCGUCACGUGCAACGGACGUUGUAGCAAUGAUGUGGCAGGUUCUAACGCUUUCUGUGCUCGCAGCCAUCACCGUCGUGCAGUGUGACCAUCACUUUUGCCCUAGCGGCUACAGCCGCGGUCAAUACCUUGAUGCAUCCACACAGAAGUAUCUUCUCUGCUGGAAGGUGGAUUGGUCUGACAGGUCGAUCACGUUCUCAGCCAAAGUCGCCACGACAGGAUGGAUAGGGCUCGGUUUCUCACCAACAGGCUUCAUGCCCAACUCCGAUGUGGUCAUCGGAUGGGUGAAAGACGGUCAAGGAUACUUGAAGGAUCGUUUUGCAACUGCGAGAGCACAACCGCCGAUUGACGAAAUCCAAAACGUCAAACUGCUGUCUUUCAGUGAAGCAGACGGAAUGACAACGCUGGAAUUCAAACGAAAUCUCGACGCCUGCGAGCCGAAAGACAGAAGCAUCGAGGAAGGAACUACUCGAGUCAUCUUUUCCUACAAUCCCAAUGACCCGGCUUCAGAGACCUCACUAGCCAAGCACACAGUCGCCAUGAGAGUCAGCAUCAAUCUACUAAGUGGAACCGGGAACGUUGAACCUGCGCCUCUAGAGGCCAACCACAAGACAGUCGACGUUCUAAAUCCCAACGUGUCUGUGCCUGACACGUCCACAACUUACUGGUGCACUCCAAUAAAGCUGCCUCGACUGCAGAGUGAAGCUCAUAUAAUAAAGUUUGAACCAGUGGUGCAAGCAGGGCAUGAAGAGCUGGUGCAUCACAUAUUGAUAUACACGUGUCAUGAUUCAGUUGCAUCUUACUUAAAUGUGUCAUGGGAUUGUGACAACCCUCCUGCUUCUAUACCCCGAGACGUUCGAGGAUGUCGUGGAUCAGCUCAAAUUGCAGCAUGGGCUGUGGGAGGCGUGGGUGUCACUUUCCCAUCCCAAGUGGGACUUCCUAUGAGCGGUCAGACUGGCGCCCAAUACGUUAUGAUGGAAACUCAUUACAACAACGAGGGAAAGAGGGCAGACUAUGUGGACAGUUCUGGUAUACGAAUCUUCUAUACUCCAACUAAGAGGCAGUACGAUGGAGCAGUUCUGCAAUUCGGACAUCGAGUUAAUCCAGGUUAUCCUCUCUUCCUGCCACCUGGAAGAGACAACAUCAUAACGGAGACUCUUUGUCCUGCAGCCUGUACUCAAGCUGGCUUUCCUUCAGAUGGAGUGAGCGUAUUUGGUACAAUGUUGCAUUCACAUACUGUCGGAAAAGGUAUUUGGAUCGAGCACAGUCGCAAUGGUGUUCAACUUCCCGAUAUAGACAGCAACUACAAUUACGACUUCAACUUUCAGGAUGUAGUGUUGCUGCGGAACGAAGUGAAAAUCCUGCCUGGAGAUGACGUUCAAGUCUUCUGCAAUUAUGACACGACAGGCAGAUCAAAAGUGACUCUUGGUGGAGAAGGUACUUUAGACGAGAUGUGUCUUGGUUUCCUUUUGGUGUACCCCAGGCCAAGUCUUGCCUACUGCGAGAGCCAGAUUCCAGAUCAAACGUUUACCAAUUACAUCGCACAAGCUGCAACCAAGGGCUAUUACGUAGAACCGGCAAACAUAUCACCAGACCAAGGAAUAGCAUACUACCAGCGUCUUUCGGCCAUCAUUAGUAUGAACUUCAGCAGCGAGGAUGCGUAUAAGCUUUGGGACCAAGACUACUGGUCGUCUAACGAAAGAGACGUCCGUUGUAGAGGUCAAAGUCAUAACAGCUUGCUACCUAGUAAAACGUAUAACUUGCCUACCAUCACACGGCCUCUGACUGAUGCUCCAACAAUUGGAACGUCUAAACCUUGCGAAGAUAUCAUCAAGGCAUCUAAAUCUCCAACCAGCACAGUUAAGGCACCUAUAUCGCCAACAAGCUCAGCUCGUGACUUGAUCUGCAACUCAUUCUGGGUUGUUUUCUCAUCUCUCGUGGCAAUAAUGGUGAGAUAAAAGGGAAAGACGAACUGCCAAGAUCACUAAGACGGAUGGCAAAUUAUUCUCUGCUUUGUUACAUGUAGCUUGCUAAAUGUGCUGUUUGCAAUACAUGUCAGUUAGUAAAUGGAAUCGCCGAGAAGUAGCUAAACUUUGGAUGGUUUGAUUGCGUUUUAGUAUGUAAGAGAACACUGUUUAUUUGGUGCCGCGGA